Messenger RNA from Merops nubicus (carmine bee-eater), 567 nucleotides. RefSeq names its product caspase activity and apoptosis inhibitor 1-like. Lineage: Eukaryota; Metazoa; Chordata; Aves; Coraciiformes; Meropidae. The record is from RefSeq and is a predicted model, not a curated record. The transcript has 3 exons. The coding region runs from base 1 to 567 and encodes 188 amino acids.
AUGUACAACAGAGGGCUGAGUGUGAUAAGCCCUGACAAGAGAGCAAAACCUGGUAUUUCUGGGAAGGUGUGCUGGAACAGCAUCAUGGGCAGGCUUAGCUGGUGGUCUGUGUUGGCAUCUGGCUCAGCCCCACCCAGUAGUGGAAGUGGACAGGACAACAGUAUAGACUCUACUUCUUCUCUCAGAGAAAACAACAAGCUAGAAGGUCAGGAAUCCAGACAAGGCAAGGGAGAGGACAGUGAUGUCCUGAGCAUCAACGCAGACGCCUACGACAGCGACAUUGAAGGCCCCUGCAAUGAAGAAGAGGGCCCAGAGGUGCAGGAGAGCACUGCCAGAAGUGGAGCCGGUCAGAUAGAUGACCUUCAGAAGGACAUUGAGAAAAGUGUGAAUGAGAUACUGGGGCUGGCAGAGUCCAGCCCCAAGGAGCCCAAAGCAGCCACCUUAGCUGUUCCUCCAUCGGAAGACAUUCAGCCAUCAGCACAGCAGCUGGAGCUUCUGGAGCUUGAGAUGAGGGCCAGAGCUAUUAAAGCUCUGAUGAAAGCUGGUGAUGUAAAAAAGCAGCCCUGA